UGGCACUCGUGUUAUUAGAGUUUGUGGAGUUGAGUUACUCUCUGCCUCAUCCCCGUGUUAGCACUCUGUCCGUCACGACCACGCCCACUGUAUCUUUUCAUCCCUCGUAGUGUUGGAUACCAAACAAACAUUUCUGAAUCGAAGUCGCAUGCGAUUGGCUGGCAAUCAUUUCAACAGUAAGUCUCGGUCACUUUAAUAAGAUAUCACCUGCACAGUUGAGAGUCAGCACUGAAGAAGACAGGUUGGGUAGCCUCACCCGCUAACCGAAUCGACCUUUGUUUUGUUUACCUUGAUAUUUCUGCGAUCGUAACACUGUCACUUCUCUCUCAACAAGAACUUGCCUUAGGACCAGCCACAUAAAAAAUGAAGAUGUCUUGGAUAUUCAUUGCUGCUCUUGUUUCUCACCUUGCUGUGAGGUGUACGUCAGCACAGUCGCCCAGUCAAAGAGAAGAUGCCAUGGGAAAGUAUUUUGUAAUGAGCAGGUAUCAGUGUGAGCUACUUUGCUGGUACCGGAAGCUGUGCAAGACCUACUCUUACAUGUACGACAGCGUGCAAGCCCUUGAUGGUAAUUGUGUUCUGCACGCUGCGAAUAUCACCACAAAUACAACCAACAUGGUGCCGACAGGUUGGAUAGAACGAGAAGCGAUAUCCAACCCCACAACCCAAAGUACAACUUGUCGUAGUCGCCCUUGCGAAGACACGGAGAUGUGUUUUCCCACCUACACGUCACCUUCCUACACCUGCCAUCCGGUUGUUGCAGAAUGCCAAGCUCCACCACAACCGGACGGCGUCUACAGCAAUGUGACACUACUCCAGGGUCAAAGGACAAACUUCACGUGCAACUCGUCUCUAGUAUGGGCUCCACGUCACGCCGACAAGACAGUCACGUGUCAAGUCACCGGCAAGUACAGCCAGCUGAAAGGGACGUGUAAAAACGCCAUCUACUACUCACCGAGUGUUCCAUUUAACAAGCCGCUGCCAGAUGUGGUCAUGGGAGGAUGGGAGGCCUGCUUCAAGGGCAUUUUUAUUGGCACUGAAAGAAUGAGCUUCAGCUUUUCACGACAGGCAGGAUGCUUCGUGUGAUACCAAUCUUGCUAAAGUUGGCAACAUUUACCUUCAGCUUGAUUUCCGAAACAAUUUUUCAAAUGUCAAGACAAACAGUAUAUUACUACACCGGUCUAGAUAACUGUAACUGGACCCCUGGUGGUGAAAUAGGAAAUCUUCCUCUACGCCCCAACGACUACUUUGAAAUGACUCUGAGAAUCUUGUUCAACAACACAAUGCAGAUUAUCUACAAAAAUCUCACAACCCAACAAUUCGACCUGGUGUCAACCAACAUCAUCUUGACAAACGCCACGUUCUUGGAGAUUGUACAUGAUGUCAGUCUUUCCUUCGUGGACCUCGGCAGAGGAUGUGACUAGCUCUACAAUCAAAGCAACCAAUGGGAAGCUGGUACAUGGAAACUGCUGUGAAGGUUUCCUAAAAUUUUCUGUAUUGGUAGUUGUUAGAGAUUGACACACGGUGUACUAAUUAUACUUUCUUC
This is a messenger RNA of Pomacea canaliculata, 1543 nucleotides long. RefSeq lists its product as uncharacterized. Lineage: Eukaryota; Metazoa; Mollusca; Gastropoda; Architaenioglossa; Ampullariidae. The coding region runs from base 364 to 1083 and encodes 239 amino acids. The record is from RefSeq and is a predicted model, not a curated record. The transcript has 6 exons.